Molecule: messenger RNA, 761 nt
Organism: Drosophila arizonae
Lineage: Eukaryota; Metazoa; Arthropoda; Insecta; Diptera; Drosophilidae
Product: BMP-2-inducible protein kinase-like
Source: RefSeq, a predicted model, not a curated record
GCAUCAUGCAGCACGGCCAGAGAACGGGAGAACGAGAGGCGAUGCUGCCGAGUGGCUGGGUCGUGGAGUCGUCCCUGUACGAUGCCGAACACGCGCGCAAAGCGCACACAAGCACACAACACAGUAUACAAAAACAAAAACAAAGACCCGAAACAGAUACGGCAGCCGCUGGUAGUUGGCAUCAGCCAAUCGGAGCGCUUCGUUGGGCAGCAGGUAGGCGUGUACGUAUCUGCCAUUUCCAAAUAAAUUCAACCCCGACAACAACAAUAACAACAGCGAGCGACGACGACGGCAAAAAGGCAGCUGCUGUUGGUUCGCUUCAAAACCGGUCGACGACGCCGCAGUUGCAUUCAGUUAUUAACGAGCGCUACUCACAGCUACAGCAACAGCAGCAGCAGCACCAGCAGCAGAAGCAGCAGCAGCAGCAGCCACAGCAGAAGUCACUUCACUCAAUGCACACACACAAACACAUACACACGCACGCAUACACGCUAUCAGUUGAACAGAGUGGAUAAGUGAGAGCGAGAGGGCAAGAGCGCACUUGAUAUACGCUUUGAGUCGUCGAAUAUUUUCACGAGUUUGAGUCGGAGAGUAACAAAACGAAAGCAGAAUUCAGUUUGAGUUGAGACGUUGUCGUGGGCACGUCGCAUCAAAGAGAAGAGCGCAUAACAGCAAACACAAAACAACAAUUGAAAAAGACGUAAAAACCAGAGACCAAAGCAAAAAGAACAAAUAUUACAGUUAGUGCAAAGUGACAGUGU